Humulus lupulus (European hop) is the source of this 1777-nucleotide messenger RNA. Its product is annotated as glutamate dehydrogenase 1. Gene Ontology annotation, molecular function: L-glutamate dehydrogenase (NAD+) activity. The transcript is spliced from 10 exons. NCBI's taxonomy places the organism in Eukaryota, Viridiplantae, Streptophyta, Magnoliopsida, Rosales, Cannabaceae. The record is from RefSeq and is a predicted model, not a curated record. Gene Ontology annotation, cellular component: mitochondrion. Bases 161 to 1396 code for a protein of 411 amino acids. Gene Ontology annotation, biological process: L-glutamate catabolic process.
CUUUUGUCGUUUGCUCUAUAUAUACCUUACCAUACCUUUGUGUCGUUUACACUCUUGAGAACUAUACUACUCUUCUCUUCUUCAUCAACAACAACAACAACCCUCUUGAGUACUUACUCUUCUCCAUUUUUCUUGAGAAAGAAAGAAAGAAAGAAAGAAAAUGAAUGCUUUAGUAGCAACCAACAGGAACUUCAAGCUGGCAGCAAGGCUUCUGGGGUUAGACUCCAAACUUGAGAAGAGUUUGCUCAUACCCUUUAGAGAGAUCAAGGUUGAGUGUACCAUACCCAAAGAUGAUGGUACUUUGGCAUCAUUUGUUGGUUUUAGGGUACAACAUGACAAUGCCAGAGGCCCCAUGAAGGGAGGAAUAAGAUAUCAUCCAGAGGUUGACCCAGAUGAAGUCAAUGCUUUAGCUCAGCUAAUGACAUGGAAGACAGCAGUGGCUAACAUACCAUAUGGUGGAGCUAAAGGAGGAAUAGGAUGUAAUCCAGGGGACUUGAGUCUAUCUGAAUUGGAAAGACUUACCAGAGUUUUCACCCAGAAAAUACAUGAUCUGAUAGGAAUACAUACAGAUGUUCCAGCCCCAGAUAUGGGGACAGGUCCACAGACUAUGGCUUGGAUAUUAGAUGAGUAUUCCAAAUUUCAUGGCCACUCUCCUGCUGUGGUGACUGGAAAACCUAUUGAUCUUGGUGGAUCUCUUGGAAGAGAUGCAGCCACGGGAAGAGGAGUACUAUUCGCGACAGAGGCUUUGCUUAACGAGCAUGGGAAAAGCAUAGCCGGGCAGCGGUUUGUUAUACAGGGCUUUGGCAACGUUGGUUCCUGGGCAGCUGAGUUGAUCCACGAGAGCGGUGGCAAGAUUGUGGCAGUAAGUGACAUCACUGGAGCUAUAAAGAACAGCAAAGGACUUGAUGUUCCAAGCCUGCUCAAGCAUGUCAAGGAAAAUAGAGGUGUUAAGGGAUUCAGUGGUGGGGAUUCAAUAGAACCCAACUCAAUAUUGGUUGAAGACUGUGACAUUCUCAUCCCUGCUGCUCUUGGGGGUGUUAUAAACAGGGAAAAUGCAAAUGAGAUCAAAGCCAAAUUCAUUAUUGAAGCUGCUAACCAUCCAACUGACCCUGACGCCGACGAAAUCUUGUCUAAGAAAGGAGUGGUGAUUCUUCCAGAUAUAUAUGCAAACUCAGGAGGUGUUACUGUUAGUUACUUUGAGUGGGUGCAGAACAUCCAAGGUUUCAUGUGGGAUGAAGAUAAGGUGAACAAGGAACUGAAAACUUACAUGACAAGGGGAUUUAAAGAUGUGAAGAACAUGUGCCAAACCCACAAUUGCGACCUCCGAAUGGGAGCCUUCACCCUCGCAGUUAACCGCGUCGCAAGAGCAACCGUCCUCAGGGGAUGGGAGGCCUGAGCUGAUUUCUUCUUUGAAUAAAAGAUGAGAAGUCUUCCAAGUUCUUCUCAUUCUCUUUUAGGAUUUGGCGUUUACUUAUUUGCUUGGACAAACUUGAAGCAAAAGUUCACAUUUUUUUUCUUUUGGCGUCGGCCCUGAUUUCUUCUGCCAGAGUUACACAAGAGAAACAUAAAAACAAUUUAAACCAAUUCUAAAGGCGUACAAGGGAAUGUUAGUGUAAUCUCAUGCCAGAUUUAGAACACUGGCUUAUGUUGAUUGUCGAUUGUAUGUCUUCCACCAUAUUAUGAUUAAGCAUAUAUGUGAGGAAAUAAGAUUGUAUCUCAUUUAUAAAUGUUCUGUUUUUUAACAGAGCAAUUAGUGAACUUCUAUCCCAUUUUGCCU